Molecule: messenger RNA, 8601 nt
Organism: Alternaria alternata
Lineage: Eukaryota; Fungi; Ascomycota; Dothideomycetes; Pleosporales; Pleosporaceae
Product: polyketide synthase PksH
Exons: 5
Coding region: 1-8466 (2821 amino acids)
Biological process (GO): fatty acid biosynthetic process; secondary metabolite biosynthetic process
Molecular function (GO): oxidoreductase activity; fatty acid synthase activity; phosphopantetheine binding
Source: RefSeq, a predicted model, not a curated record
AUGCUGUACCAAUCAACCAACGGCACUAAUGGCAUCAAUGGUUUCCAUGACAGGAACGGCGACAACAACGUUCAUGGCACCAAUGGUCACCGUUCUGGUGACGUUCAAUCCACGAACUCAGAUGAUAUGUCAAACUCGAUCGCGAUAGUCGGUAUCAGCUGCAAAUUUGGAGGCGCGGCAUCCAAUCUUGAUGGCCUAUGGCACACUCUAGCCAACGGCGAAAGUUGCUGGUCGCCGAUUCCCAAGAGCCGCUUCGACGUCUCUAACACAUACCACCCGGACCCAUUACGGACUGACAGUCUCCAUGUGAAAGGCGGCUUCUUUAUUGACGAAGAUCUGACUAAGUUCGAUGCGCCUUUCUUCAAUCUUACAGCGGACGCGGCCAAGGCCAUGGACCCCCAGCUGAGGCUACUUUUGGAAGGUGUAUACCAGGCGACCGAAGAUGCGGGUAUACCCACCGAGAAGCUCUCCGGCUCAAACACUUCUGUCUUCUCAGCAAGUUUCGGCAGAGACUAUACAGAAAUGUUGAUGAAAGAUGCGGAAGCACUCCCUACGUCUCUAGUCACUGGAAAUGGCCCAGCGAUGUUCGCAAACAGAGUUUCGCAUUUCUACAAUCUCAGAGGACCUAGUGUGACUGUGGAUACGGGAUGUUCGGGUGGUCUAGUAGCCCUGCACAUGGGUGUCAACAGCAUUCGAAAUCGAGAAUCGGAUGUUUCCAUCGUUGGAGCUUCGAACGCGAUAUUGAAUCAGGACUUCUUCAUCGCCAUCUCGAACCUCGGGUUACUACAUGAAGAUGGACAAUGCUAUUCCAUGGAUCAUCGCUGGGGUGGCUACGGCAGGGGCGAGGGAAUGGCGGUAUUGGUCUUGAAGAAGUUCUCCGCGGCGGUGAAGGACGGCGAUCACAUUCACGCUGUGAUACGCGAAUCAGCUGUCAACCAGGACGGCAGAACCGGAACGAUAACCUCUCCAUCCAUGGACGCACAGCGAUCGUUGAUUCAACAAUGUUACAGCCGGGCAGGAAUCGAUCUCGCAUCCACAGGCUACGUGGAGGCUCACCUAACAGGAACCGGAGGCGAUGCGAUCGAAGCCGAAGCCCUGGCGAGAACUUUUGGAAAGUCGAGAGAGGCUUGCGAUCCCGUCUGGGUCGGCUCUGUCAAGAGCAACAUUGGACAUACCGAACCGGUCAGCGGACUAGCAGCGGUCAUUAAAGCAGCUCUCAUACUACGCCACAAGCAGAUCCCUGCUAAUGUUACGUUCGAGAAAGCCAACCCGAAUAUUCCGCUGCAGGAUUGGAAAUUACGGGUUCCGACGUCUCUGACCCCGUGGCCUCGAGAUAAGCCAUUGAGGAUAUCCGUCAACAAUUUUGGUUACGGCGGCACGAAUGCACACCUUAUCCUCGACGCGCCCCCGGGUCCUGACAUACCACACAAACACGCAUCCUCAAAUGGCAAUGGCGAAAGCGUCAACGGCAAUGCGGGCAACGGAGUCGAUCAUCGUCCUCACAGAUCCACUGAGGCACCAUCUCUGAUCUAUAUAUUGAGCACCAGAGAUGAAGCCGGUACAGUCAAGAGAAGUAAAGACUUGGCAAAGUACAUGCGCAACGCCCUCCACUCUGGAGAGGCUCCAUCACCUGAUGAUCUGGCGUACACGCUGUCUGAGCGCAGAUCGAGGUUGCCAUGGAUAAUCGCUGUCAAGGCUCGCAGCCUGGAGCAGCUAGCAGAGAUUUUGGAAGACCCGCGCCGGCAGCCAAUCCGGGCAUCGUCUUCACCGGUCCGAAUAGGCUAUGUCUUCAAUGGCCAAGGAGCUCAAUGGUACGCUAUGGGUCGCGAACUCAUGAGCACAUCAGAGGUGUUCAGUUCAUCGAUCGAUCAAGCAGAGACACACUUGCGAGCCUUUGGUGCACUUUGGUCACUGAGAGAAGAGUUAUUGCGAGAUGCGAGAAGUACCAAGGUUCACGAGGUCGAGCUCAGUCAACCGCUCAGUGUCGUUGUUCAGCUGUGCUUGGUAGACUUGCUGCGGUCUUGGAACAUAACCCCAUCUGCUGUGGUCAGUCACUCGAGUGGCGAGAUAGCGGCAGCCUAUGCAGCAGGCGUGCUUUCAUUCCAAGAAGCUGUUGGAGUCGUAUAUCACCGAGGGCGACUUGCCAAGAAGUACCAGAAACUUGCAGCACUCUCUGGCGGCAUGAUGGCUGUUGGUCUCGGUGUUGAAGAAGUACAGGAGUACCUUAGCGACGUCUCAUCCAAGGGUCGAGUGGUAGUUGCUUGCAUCAACAGCCCGUCUAGCGUUACGAUCUCUGGUGACUUGGACGCCUUGGAAGAAGUAGCAACUCGUUUGGAGGCAGACGAUGUUUUCGCGCGAAAGCUGAAGGUGCCAUUGGCCUACCACUCACAUCAUAUGGAGUUUAUGGCUGAGGAGUAUCAAAGUUGCCUGGAAGAGGUUCUCGGACCCAUUCAAGAAGGCAGGCUGGAUGUCACUUUUGCAUCCCCGGUCACGGGCGGCAUUAUCACUUCGCGUUCAGCAUUCUCCGCCGCACACUGGGUACGCAACCUGACCAGUCCUGUUCUGUUCUCUAGCGCAUUGGAGUCCAUGGUCUUUGGGUCGGCCGAAGUUCACAGCGAACCGCGGACGUUGCCAGCGUCAAGUCGCCAGGUUUCCGUCUUCCUAGAAAUUGGUGCGCACGAUACCUUGUCCGGCCCAGUCAGACAAACACUGCGCGAGACACGGAUUCCAUAUCUUUCUUGUCUGAAAAGGCCUCUGAACGCGGUCGACACGAUGCAAGACGUUGCUUGUGCGUUAGUGGCGCGAGGCUACCCAGUACAUCUCGUGGCAGUGAACAAGCGGCGGUCAACCCUCUCACACCAACCAAAGUACGUCUCCAACCUUCCAGAGUACCCAUGGAACCAUCAAACCGCCUAUAAACUUGAGCCUCGGGCUUCCGAAGAGCACAGACUCAAACGCUUCAAGCCUCACGAGUUACUUGGUAGGCUCAUUCCCGGUACAAACCCCAUCAGUCCAACUUGGCGCAACUUUCUUCGCACAACUGACAUUCCUUGGUUGGUCGAUCAUCAGCUGGAGUCGAGUGUGGUUCUGCCAGGCGCAGGAUAUGUGUCAAUGGCUAUUGAAGCGAUGCGUCUGUUCAAAGGGAACCAUAGCCAAGAUGCAGCUGGGUUGCAGUACCACCUGCGAGACGUAGACAUUGUCAAUGCUCUUAUGAUCCCGCACACGUCAAGCUCGUCGAGCAGAGGAAUAGAGAUCCAUUUCUCACUUCGCCCCUGCAGCGACAAGGACUUGGACAGCACAGAUUGGUACGAAUUUGAGUUGUGGUCGGUCAGCGCCAAACAUUCCUGGAUACAGCACUGCAAGGGCGGCAUUUCGGCCAAAGCGGCCAAUAGCUCACGUCUAUUGGAAACAUCCAAAAUCAUGUCUGGCCUUGAACCUUCCCGGUUGGAGCACACCAAGAAUAUAGAGCCCGAGACUCUGUAUCAGCGUUUGCGAGACUCAGGCUUCCAACACGGUCCAACGUUCCAGAACAUCAUCAGCAGUCGCGUUGCUGGUGAAAGGUCGGAAACAGAAUUCUCUGUUGCUCCAGCGGCCUUUGAACGCGAACAGCAAUACGUGAUACACCCAACGACACUGGACUCAAUUUUCCAGUGCUGCUAUGCGACUCUGCCUGUAGAUCUUACAAAAGACGCGAUGUUUAUUCCUCGAUCGAUACGAAGGGUUACCGUACCUUCGCAGCUCGGUACACAUGCAAGCCAAAGGCUGUUCGCAAACUUGAACUGUCUAUCAUCAAGUCCCAAAGGGUCACUUUUCGAAGGUCUCGUAUACGCCGCAGGAGACGAUGAAUCUGUCGUUGCUGGCGAACCCCAGACAGCCACGUUCGAGAUCGAGCAAUUCCGUCUCCAACGAGUCACCCAAGCGGCAACGACUGCCCAAGAUGCAAAGGCAUCGCACCCACCGAUUCAUUCAAAGAGCCGAUGGGAACUUGAUAUCAAUUACACGGUCCCAGAUGGUAUUAGAGAGUCAAUGAAGAUCUUCUUGACCCAGCCUGAGCUAGCAUUCGCCAGAAACGUCCGCGAAGUCGCUUACCACCAUAUCGCUAGAGCUCUAGAGCAGCUGGGAGCAAAGGCGGACGAUAAGUGGACUUGGUAUCACAAGAGAUUCUUCGAAUGGAUGGGUGCAGUCAUCCAGGUAGCCGAUAAUGGUACUCUGAUGUCUGGAAGCGACUCGUGGUCCAGGAGAAGCGAGACUUUCAUCCAAAGCCUUUGCCUUGAGGUGGCGUCAGCGAAUGCGUCUGGAGAAAUGGUCCAUCGCAUUGGAAAACAUUUGUGUGACAUCAUCCAGGGCAAGCUGACACCUUUGGAGCUGAUGAUGGAAGACGGACUUCUCAAUCGCUACUACGAAGAACUACCGCAACUAUGCAACGGCUCUUACAAGCACCUCCGAAAAGUGGUUGAGCUCUACUCUGUCGUAGAGCCUGGUGCCAAAGUUAUCGAGAUUGGUGGCGGAACUGGCGGAGCAACGUCCGUCGCUUUGGAUGCUUUCGCUGCCCGAUCGGAGGAGGGGCAAGGUGCUACACUACUCGGACACUAUGACUUCACAGAUAUCUCUUCAGGAUUUUUCGGUGCUGCGAAGACCAAGUUUGCGGCUUGGGAAGACAAGAUGAGCUAUUCCAAGCUCGACAUAGAGCAAGAUCCUUUAGAACAAGGUUUCGCAGCUCAGAGUUACGACCUUGUAGUAGCUUCACAUGUGCUACAUGCGACAACAAGCUUGAAACGUACGUUAUCGCAUGUCCGCAAGCUAUUACGGCCGGGAGGCCAGCUUGUUCUACUCGAAGGAAACCAAGAUUCGCUCGAUGUUCAGUUGAUCUUCGGGACCGUGGAAAAAUGGUGGUUGAGCGAGGAGCCUGAACGCCAAACAUGCCCCUACGUCAACCUCAAUGUGUGGGAUGAGGCUUUGAAAGCAGCGGGCUUUACUGGCAUAGAGUUUGAGAUAGGAGACUGCGAAGAUCCUGAGGUCCAAUUUACCAGCACCAUCUUGACGCACGCCAAGAACCAGGACCCGUUGUAUCCAUCCUCGAUUUCUCUCGUUGUACCGUCAACUUUGGAGCCGCAGGCCUGGCUAGAUCAAGUCGCUAGUACUGUACAACGCGUCACCGGAUCGGCGCCCUCAGUGGAGACUUUCGAGGAAGUUGAAGCAAAUGAUGACCGUCUGCUCAUCGUGGCGCUCGACCAUCAUACACCCUUCAUCGACACCAUGGACGACAAAGCAUUUGAGAAACUUCGGUAUCUCUUGCUUCGUUCUAAAGGCAUCCUCUGGUUAAGCUUUGGUGGAGCAGUUGACAACGAGGAUCCACGCUUUGCUCAGAUGGCUGGUCUGUUUAGGACUCUGCGACGCGAAGAUCCAAGUAAGCGAUAUGUUCGAUUGGCAUGUGAGCGACCACAGCAAUCGUGGCCAACAGAAACACUGCAGAUGCUGGCGCACGUGUUGCAGCAGAGUUUCGACUAUGGCCCAUCCGGUAAUGCCAACUUGGACUGGGAAUAUUCUGUGAAAGACCAAGGCCUGUAUGUUCCUCGUCUGUAUCCAGAUCUUGCGCAGGAUAGGGCUGCUAGUGGAGGCGACCAACCUCCUUACCUGCAAGACUUCAGCUAUUCCAACAAAACACUGAGGCUUCAACGAACACGCAGCGGUGUAUCCGGUAUCGGAUCCUGCUUUGUGGAAACAUCCAGCACGGUGGAAGAUUUGCCGAGCGGAUUGAUUGAGAUCGAGCCGAAAGCUUUUGGCCUGAACAUAGUAGAGGCAAUUGAAGACGACGAUCCGGCCGCUCAUGAAGGCAGCGGUGUCGUUAGAAGGCUUGGUCCAGACACAAAAGAUUCCGGCCUAUGUGUUGGUGAUCGAGUCUGCGGUAUCUUUAGAGGCCCCAUAAGCAAUGUCAGCCGCGCUCACUGGACAUGCGUCGUCAAAAUUCCCAACGAUCUUACUUGGGAGGAAGCUGCAUCCGCACCAUAUGCGUGUUCGACCGCUUGGUUGGCUUUGCGCAAUAUCGCAAGAUUACAGAAGCAUGAGCGAGUGCUAUUACACUUUGUUACGGCAGGUGUUAAUCGAGCUGCUCUUGCCUUGGCGCAGAACAUCGGAGCCGAGGUCUUUGUCACUUGCGCAACAGAUGAAGAGCGCAAUAUUCUGCUAAGAGAUUACAACGUCUCCAGUAGCCAUAUCUUGCCUAGCGAAGCCGCUUCUGUUGUUGCUGCUAUCAUGUCCCAGACCGAUGGUCAAGGUGUGGAUGUGACGCUGAGCUCUGUCGGCGGGUCAUUGCUGAAGGCAUGCUGGGAGUGUACUGCCCCAUUUGGCCGCUUCAUACAACUUGGCAGGGCCGACUUAGAAAAGUCGAAGCACCUUGAUAUGACGCCGUUUGGCCGUGGGGUCUCCAUGACAGGCCUUGAUACCCUGCAAUACAGCGAUAUGAGAGGCACGAUAUUCCACAGGGCAUUAGCAGAAUCCAUUGAGUUGUUGCAGCACGAAAGAGCUAGGCUCGCUACAUCAGCCAAAGUCUUCCGGCUGGACGAGGUCGACAAAGCUUUUGAGCAUAUCCGAGGUGGGAGCCACUUGGGCAGUGCUGUCAUUCUUCCACAGCCUGGUGAUGAGGUGCAUGUCAUCCCCAAGACUAAACCUUCGCUUGGCCUCGACUCUCCGGACUCUACCUAUCUGAUCAUUGGAGGUCUUGGAGGUAUCGGACUUGCCGCAGCUUAUUGGAUGAUGGAACAGGGGGCCAGAAAUUUGAUGAUAGUCUCCCGCAAUGCUGUGGCUCACCCAAAAGGGUUGGCGUUGGCUCAAGAAGGAAGUAAGUACGGUUGCAAUGUCUACUUGCGCAACUGUGACAUUUCCGAUGGAGAGUCCGUCCGUAGUCUCCUGGCGAAAGUGAGGGAAGAGCUACCUCCAAUCCGCGGGGUUUUUCAAAUCGCCGCAAUACUCGACGACACGGUCUUUGAGCGCAUGAUGUUCGAACAAUGGCAGAAAGCUAUCGGCCCCAAAGUCACCGGCACCUGGGCCCUUCACCACAACUUGCCAGGCCUGGAUUUCUUCAUCACGACCUCUUCCGCCACAGGAGUUCUGGGUAACGUGUCACAGAGUAAUUAUACUGCUGGUGGUACGUUUCAAGAUGCAUUCGCGCGAUACCGCACGUCACUCGGCCUGCCCGCUGUGACAAUCGAUCUUGGUCCAAUCGAUGAUGUUGGGUACGUCGCACAAGGUGGAGAUGCAGUGAAGAUGCGCGUGGAGAAGGCCCUUGGCAUGAAGUGUUUGCCCAUCGCCCAUGUAUUGCGACUGUUUGAAGAUGCAAUCAGGAAUCCAAACCGACGCCGUACCGAGAACAGCCAGGUCAUUACCUGUAUUUCUGGGUACCGCAACUUGGUGGAUGAUCCAGCGGUGAGGAAAGACCGCCGAUUGGGAACUCUGCGAUUGGGCGAUGCCACCGCGACAGAAGCCUCGGUCCAUUCACAGUCCGAAUCAUCGAAGAACAUCGAUGGCCUGGUGUCUCAGUUGUCGACAGAAUCGUUGUCCGAAAGCAGGUCAAAGGAGGUCAUCGUGGACCUACUGGUAGCCAAGGUUGCCGAGUUGUUCAAUUUGGAGAAGAGUGACAUCGACACUGGUGAUGCUCUGACAAGCAUUGGCGUUGAUUCUCUGGUUGCUGUAGAUUUUCGGAACUGGUUGGGUAGCGUUGUCAAGGCCAAAGUCAGCAUCUUCGAAAUCCUCCAGACAGCGUCGCUGGACGAAUUUUCUAGUCUGAUAGAGGAUUAUGCAUUCGGUUUCGUUACAAGCUUCAAGUGGAGCAACCACGCGACGCCCGGCUCUUAUUUAAUCCGGGCUCCGAUAGUCCGAUGGCUUCUGAUGAAGCUCCGCGCUCCGAUGCACGCCAUAGGUCAGAUGUGUUCAGCUGAACCGCAGGACGCCCUGAACACAACCGCAACCCUCCACCACGUAACUCACCUCCCGCGGUCGAUUUCCUUCGCCAGUGCCGUCUCCCAGCUCCACAACCACGAACUCCUCAUCCGUCUCGACCCUGAAUAUGCUUCUCACGAAACCAUCCCCUCGGACCCCUCCACCCCAGCGGCCAAAUGCUACAGAAUCACCGACCACAUGAAUGCGCUUCCCGCAGGUCUGUGGGACACAACUGUCAAGUUUGACGCGCAUAUGACGGAUCUGGAUGAUGGAGUGUUGUGGAUCAUUAAAGCGCCGCUGGGACUAACGCAACGGACCACUUGGAGGUGCUUGAGGACGGACACUUUGGAGGAGGCAGACAGGGCUGAGGGCGUCGAGGACAGUGAAUGGAGUUUAGUGGAGGAUGUGGAGAUCAAGGCAAAUAGGAUGUUGGUUGGAACAGUCAAGGGAAAAUGCGAGGAAAACUGGCCAGGAGCACAUGGCAAGUUUUUGAAGCAUUUGAUGGCGGAGGGUGGGGAGACGAAGGCAUAAUGAGGAGUUGGAGCAGCCUUGGAGAGAUUAGUUUUACUUGUACAGGUACUGGAGGCGUUCUGAGCUCGCCCCACAGUCAUGCGUGACCUGUUCAGUAUAUAAUUCCUACUACAAAGAACGUACUCCAGUUUUGAG